Aphis gossypii (cotton aphid) is the source of this 3864-nucleotide messenger RNA. Its product is annotated as tetraspanin-33-like. The record is from RefSeq and is a predicted model, not a curated record. The coding region runs from base 649 to 2097 and encodes 482 amino acids. Gene Ontology annotation, biological process: protein maturation; protein localization to plasma membrane. Gene Ontology annotation, cellular component: membrane. The transcript has 9 exons. Lineage: Eukaryota; Metazoa; Arthropoda; Insecta; Hemiptera; Aphididae.
AACAAUAGUAAGUUAUGACUUAUGAAUGUUAUGAUUCCCCGUAAAGUUUUUAAUGUUUUUAUGUAGUUGGCGAAUGACGAGUGAGGUCGUUGUAGUCUUAUAUCGUAUAAGUCACACACACACGUCAAUUUUAUGUUUAACUACACAAUUGUACUCGUAGCUUCCUUUGUUUGACAACUACUAUCGCUUCUGUCGGGUGGUGAGUAGUGAUUUAAAGUUACUACUUAUUAGUUAUUACUUAAUAGUUAUAGUUAUCAGUGGUCAGUGGAGGGUACCGCGCUGCCGUGAUACUAAUCUCGGUGGAUCUCAUCCACGUCCCACAACAAUUGCGGACAAUACUUUUUUGAUAAUAUAUGAACAAAUCUAAAACAUUUUAAAAUUUAAUUAUAUCAUGUUUGAGUCGAGUUCUGUAAUAUUAUUACAUUCUGGGAACAUCACUAAUAAUCUCCAGACACUCAGGGCGUGUGCCAUUAUAUUGUCCACGGCCAUACACAAAGCAUAAAUUUCAUUUUACAACUGUAAACAAAAGAAACGAUAAUUUAAAUAAUUUGUUCCAACAAGUCUCAUACAUUGUUUGAUUGCUUCUGGUAUGCAAUACGGCAGUUUCUGUUACUCGACUAGUGUGGAUUGCAAGUCCUUGUUGUAAGCAUGCCCGUGGCAAUGAAUCAGAGACGCGUGAGCAAUUUCACAUACGUCAGUCCAUGCGUCAAAUACAUGAUAUUUUUGUUGAACUUUCUAUUUUGGUUAUUUGGCGGUUUGUUGGUGGCAGCCGGUACAUUUGCAUUUUAUGAAAAAUGGAAUACUAUGGGUUCUAUCAAAUUGAACACAUUCUCAGAUGUAAUACUUAAUAUCUCACUAGUUCUGAUCAUAGCUGGACAAAUCAUAUUCAUUGUUAGCUUUGCUGGAUGUAUUGGUGCUCUACGUGAAAAUACUACACUUCUUAAAUUUUUACCUUUCAAAAAUAUUGCUGCUCAGAUUGCAAAUGUUUUUGUCAGCAAUCUUAAAGUUGUAAAGACACCAAAUUUCAGUACAAAAAAUACUGAUAGAUUAAAGAAAUCAACACCCAAGAACAAUGAUAAAAUUAUUUUUAAGCAACUUGAUUGUUAUGACGAAUUACUUAAUAUUCAAAACAAGUUUCCAAUAUACACUAAUAAUUUAAAACCAAUGAAUGAUAACCAACUGAAUUUUUAUGAAAAAUAUGUUGACAUUGAUAGAGAUCAAAUAUUUAAUCUAAUGUAUAGCACUAUAGAACAAGCAAACAAUAGUGCUUGGAGGUUACAUAGACAAACAAGACUCUCUGCAAGUUCUAAAGCUCACCAAAUAAAUACAAGACGUAAUAGAAAUGAGGACUUAGCUGAACGUUUUGUAAAAGACAAAAAAAUAGUAGGAAAAGGUUUAAAAUAUGUAGAAUAUGGAAUGAGAAUGGAAGAUUUUGCUCUUAAAAAGUAUUCCCUGAUACAUAAUAUAGAUGUUAUUAAGUGUGGCCUGGUAGUUCAUCAAAAACAACCUUGGGUUUGUGCAAGUCCAGAUGGCUUAGUCAUUCAGAAUAAUAAGUACUCACUGUGCCUUUUAAUAUUCUUUCUACUUGAAAUGGGAAUUGCAAUUAUUGGAUUUGUAUUUCCUCACAACAUGCAAGCUACUUUGGAAGAGUCAUUCACUGAUAAAAUUAUUCAUACUUACCGCGAUGAUCCAGAUUUACAAAACCUCAUAGAUUUUGCUCAGAAAGAAUUUCAAUGUUGUGGUCUUAGUUCAGAAGGAUAUAUUGAUUGGUCAAAAAAUGAAUAUUUCAAUUGCACAUCACCAAGUGUUGAGAAGUGUGGGGUGCCCUAUUCAUGUUGUAUUAACGCAACAGAUAUUUCAAAAGGACUUGUAAAUGUCAUGUGUGGUUAUGGCGCUCAAGAUAGUUCUGUUGCUGAAGCUAGUAAAAGAGUUUGGACUAGUGGAUGUAUUGAAGUAAUCCGUAUAUGGGCUGAAAGAAAUUUAUACACAAUUGCAGGAGUAGCAUUAGGUGUUGCUUUAUCUCAGCUUCUUAUUAUCAACUUAGCCAAAACAUUAGAAGGGCAAAUUGACUUACAAAAAUCCAGAUGGGCUUCUUGAAAAAUAAUUAAGGUAUGGGAAACAAGAUAAUGUUUUCAUAAUAUUAUUUUAUGGUAUCAAAAUAAUAUUGUAUUUAGUUACUACAACAAUUUUUAAAAAAUCUAAAUUUCUACUUAAUGAUGUUUUUAUAUAAAAAAAAAGCUAUAUUUUAAUUAUUUGAUUUUGAAUUUUUAUUUUAUCAAUUUUUAACUAAUACUAUUUAAACUAUUUUUACUUAUUUUUUUUCUAUAUAUAUAUAUAAAAUUUGUAUGUUUAUAAUUUUUAAUUUUCUGACAAUUUUUUUUUAUUACUAAGUAUAUUUAAAUUUUUUUACAUAGUCAAUUCAAAUUUAAGGAUGUAAAUAAUACAUUAAGUUUGAAAUCGCCCUGUGAUAAUGGGCCCAACUAUCUAAGAAAUGUAAUAAGAAUUUUAUAUUUUAGCAUGCUCUAAAAUGUCCAUUAUUUUAUAAUAAUUAUAUUAAUUACAUUUAUUAGUAUAUCUAUAAUUUAUAAUUUUAUUUAAAAUGCCAAUUAUAAUCUCUUACUUCACAUUUAGUAUUUUACAAUUUAUUUUUUGCUCAUUCAUUGAUAGUUUGGUUCAUGAAUACUAUGUAAUUCCUAUAUUAUUUUAAUGUAUUAUUUUUUAAUUGAUUUAUAAUUCACUACUUAAUUCUGAUUUAAACACAUACCAUCGUUAAUAGAAAUGAAGAAUAUAAUUAUGUAUUGGAUAUUUAGAAUAUGUUACUAAAAUAGUAGGUACUUCUUAAAAAUUGUAUGAAAUACCUACUAGUUUUGUAAGGUGGAUUUCAAAUCUGCCUGCAUAUUUUAUACCAACAUCACACAUAAUUAUUUUAUUUUUUAAUGUUAAUUACAUGAUCAUUUUUUAUUAUUAUACAAAAUCAUUUUUUUUUAUUUUUUUUCAAAUACUUAAAGGAGCACACAACACAAAACAAUUUUUUCUUUAAAUUACUAUUAAUGUGUGAAUGUAUUCCUAUCUAUUAAAAAGAAUUUGGUAAAAAUUUAUUUUAUUUAGGAAAUAUUAAGAUAUUUAGAACACCCACUUGACGUCAUUUUACCGAGCUUUCUGUAAUUACCUAUCUUAUAAAUGUAAAAGUUGCAUGUUUCACCUUCUGAUUUAUAUACAUAAAAGUUUUAUUUUGGAUGGUUAAUUUAUGAAUAUGUGAUUUUUAUUCUAAAGACAAAGAAGAAUCAAAAUUUAAUUACUGUGUUUAGUUUUUUUUAAAUAUUGGAGGUAGGUAAACUGUUGCUUUAUUAUGUCGUAACAGAAUGAUGCUGUUAUAACAGGUUUAUGUUUCACAAAAAUUACUUAGGAUUUUAAUAUUUAAAAAAAAAUACUUAAUUGAAAUUUUGAUUCAAUUCCUAUUAUCCAAACACAUAAAAUUCAAAAAUAUAGUUUUUAGUUAUUUAAAUUAUCACAUGUAGUGAGUCAAUUUUAUCUGAUUAAUAGGUAAUUAAGUCUAGCUUGGUUCAAUGAUGUCACAUAACUUAAAUUCAUCAUAAGUGAAACCAAUACUAUUUUUCUUAGAAUUGAUCAUACUUUUAAAUGAAAAUAACUUAAUUUUUGUAUGACAUGCUCCUUUAAAAUGUAGUUAAAAAUAUGAUCUUAUGUAUUUUUAUAUGAUAUUGUAAAUGUUUAUAGUAUGUGUGUAUUAUAGUAAAGUUAAUAAUACUAAUUAAGUGUGAUACAUUUUUAUUACUUUUUUUUUUUACUGUUUAGAUUACCAAAGAUAAUAUUAUAUAAACAAUUAAAAAUAUAUUUUUAACACUA